Molecule: messenger RNA, 1949 nt
Organism: Nicotiana tabacum (common tobacco)
Lineage: Eukaryota; Viridiplantae; Streptophyta; Magnoliopsida; Solanales; Solanaceae
Product: putative CoA ligase CCL5
Molecular function (GO): CoA-ligase activity
Source: RefSeq, a predicted model, not a curated record
AUACAAGGUCAGUCCAAACAUUGUUAGUUUAAGACAUAUUUUUCCUAAAAAUGUCAGGUGAGGAGGGAUGGACUUCCACGGGCGAAGAAGAGGAAUCCAUGUACGAUCGGAAAAACGGCUACGAUUCCAAGACUGGAAUCUAUCACUCAGUCCUCCAACUUAGUGAACAACACAAAAUGCCUAGUGAUAAUCUUGAUCUUGACACAGCCAAAUUUGUGUUGUCACAAUUUCCAUCCCCUGCUCAAGCUGAGUCACAAAUAGCACUAAUUGACUCUGCAAAUAACCAGAAAUUAACCUAUGCUCAACUCCGUCGCGCUAUCGCCUCACUUGCCACAGGAUUAUACCAUGCACUAGGUGUUAGAAAAGGUGAUGUUGUGUUUGUUUUGUCACCAAAUUCACUUUUGUAUCCGACUAUAUGUCUAGCUGUUCUUUCAGUUGGUGCUAUAUUAUCCCCUGCCAAUCCUCUUAACACUGAAUCAGAAAUUUAUAAACAAGUACGUUUAUCGCGUGCAAAACUAGCCAUUUCUGCACCAGAAGAAGUACAUAAAUUAGUCCGCACUGGUGUGCCAACUCUUCUCACAACUCGAUCCAAGAACGACGAAAAUUCAGUUUCAGUAGAGGAUUUGAUUGAGAACUGUGACCCUUUAGAAAUGCCAAAGGAUAGACCAAUGCUUUCGGAUACAGCAGCAAUACUAUACUCUUCAGGAACCACUGGAGUUAGCAAAGGUGUAGUUUUGACUCAUGCUAAUUUUGUAGCAAUUAUGAAACUUCUUAAGUUCUACGUCGAUGUAACAUCGUCUCAGGACGAUGUUUUCCUCUGUUUCAUACCGAUGUUUCAUGUAUACGGUCUAGUCUUUUUCGGUCUGGGAUUAUUUUGUUCAGGUGUUACAACUGUGUUGAUGCAAAAAUUUGAUUUCCAAGCAAUGUUGGAAGCAGUUCAGACACACAAAGUCAGUAACAUUCCAGCAGUUGCACCAGUGAUUCUCGGGCUAGUUAAGUAUAAUAAAGAUAGUUAUGACUUAUCAUCGUUGCGGAAGGUUUCCUCAGGAGCUGCACCACUGAGCAAAGAGGUAGCUUAUGCAUUCCGGGAGAAGUUCCCUUGGGUGGAGCUCAAACAAGGCUAUGGCCUAACUGAGACAACUGGUGCUGCUACAUUUUUUGUUACCAAUGAGGAGGCAAAGGCGCGUCCAUGCUCAGUAGGGAUGUUGUUCCCGAGCUUCUCCGCUAAGGUGGUUAAUCACGAUACAGGGGAAGCAUUGCCACCAUUUAAGGAAGGUGAAUUGUGGUUAAAAGGUCCAGGGGUGAUGAAAGAGUAUUUCGGAAAUGAGGAAUCAACUGCUGCUACAAUCACUGCUGAUGGCUGGCUCCGAACUGGUGAUCUUUGUUACUUUGACCACGAGGGGUAUUUGUACAUCGUUGAUCGAAUAAAGGAACUCAUCAAGCAUAAUGGUUAUCAGGCAGCUCCAGCAGAACUUGAAGCAAUACUAUUGAGUCACCAUCAGAUACUUGAUGCAGCAGUUGUCCCACUAGAAGACGAGGAAGCAGGACAAAUACCAGCGGCAUAUGUUGUAAAAGCAGCUGGUUCUGAGCUCACAGAAGACCAGGUCAUUCAAUUUGUUUCUAGCCAAGUAGCCCCAUACAAGAAAGUCAGAAGAGUUAAUUUUAUCAGUGGUAUACCAAGAUCAGCUGCAGGGAAAAUAUUGCGAAAGGAGUUAGUGCAAAACAAAUUGCCAAUUCUGUCCAAAUUAUAAAUUUGUCCUUAGGAACCAAUAGUUAGCAGCAACAAAAGAAAAUGGAUACAUCGACAGUGUAAAAGAUUGAGAUUUACCUAUCAGUUUAAUUUUAUAUGUUAAAAAGGACAGUCCGGUGCACAAGGUAUUCCGCGUUUACGUAGUGUCCGGAGAAGGGUCAUAUCCUAAGGGGCAUGAUGUAAACAAUCUAAUCGUUAU